AACCCUAACCGGCCAGCCGCCCACCUCCACUCAUCUCCCUGCCCCCGCCGGUCUCGCGCCAGAACGCACCGCCGCCGCCGCCGCCGCGCUCCUCCAGGAACCUCCACCCCCGCCUUCUACGCGCUCGACGCAAGCUCCUCGCUCUCAGCCACGGCGUGAGGGAUGAUGAGGAAGCUCAAGUUCCAUGAGAGGAAGCUGCUGAAGAAGACCAACUUCCUCCUGUGGAAGCGGGAGGGCGGCCACCGCGAGGCCGCCGUCACGCAGCGCUACAGCCUCGUCGACAGGGACGACUACAAGAAGUACAACGGGAUUUGCCUGAUGUCGCAGAAGCUCGUGAACAUCAUAAAGCAGAUGGAUCCCAGGGACCCUUUCAGAAUCGAGAUGACAGGCAUGCUGCUCGAUAAGCUGUAUAAUAUGGGUGUAAUUCCAACAAAGAAGAGCUUGGUUAAAUGCGAGAGACUUUCAGUGAGCGCUUUCGCCAGGCGGAGACUUGCAACAAUUAUGGUGAAGCUCAAGUUUGCUGAACACCUUAAAGAGGCUAUCACCUACAUUGAACAGGGACAUGUGCGUGUAGGCCCAGAGACGGUCACCGAUCCAGCCUUCCUUGUGACCAGGAACAUGGAGGACUUCAUCACCUGGGUGGAUUCCUCGAAGAUCAAGAAAAAGAUCAUGGAGUAUAAUGGUGCAUUGGAUGAUUAUGAUGCCAUGAUUUGAGGAUGUGUCGUGAUAGUAGAAAUUUCGGGACCAUCGGUGAUUCAGUUUAGCUACUCCUGUAAUAUUUUUUAAACCUGAAUCUGAGGCUACAAUAUGUUAAGAUAGUUAUCUGUUGCAAAGCUACUUGUGUGAUAAAAGCUAAACUGCUAUAGAAUGCAAAUGCCUAAUCAGUUUGUA
Molecule: messenger RNA, 891 nt
Organism: Hordeum vulgare subsp. vulgare (domesticated barley)
Lineage: Eukaryota; Viridiplantae; Streptophyta; Magnoliopsida; Poales; Poaceae
Product: U3 small nucleolar ribonucleoprotein protein IMP3
Exons: 4
Coding region: 163-714 (183 amino acids)
Biological process (GO): rRNA processing
Cellular component (GO): small-subunit processome; small ribosomal subunit; Mpp10 complex
Molecular function (GO): rRNA binding; snoRNA binding; structural constituent of ribosome
Source: RefSeq, a predicted model, not a curated record